Messenger RNA from Arabidopsis thaliana (thale cress), 2620 nucleotides. Its product is annotated as ubiquinone biosynthesis protein (Protein of unknown function, DUF547). The transcript is spliced from 12 exons. Bases 624 to 2372 code for a protein of 582 amino acids. The record is from RefSeq and is marked reviewed. Lineage: Eukaryota; Viridiplantae; Streptophyta; Magnoliopsida; Brassicales; Brassicaceae.
CUUUUCAAUGGAAGUUAUCAUUAUGUAUAUUUCAAGCUCAAUAUCUUAUCUUUCAAUCAAAUUACCACAAGAAAAUAAAGAAAUUCGACCUUCGGAUUACACAAUUUUUUUUAAACUCCUCAACAAAUCUUGAAUUGCAUGUUAACAGACUGCAUAUUUGUUUAAGCUGCUGGUCCUUGUGUUAAUCUCGAACGAAUAACUGAUUAACCUGUCAAAACCUUUCAGUGUGAAAUGUUGACCAUGUGACUGGUUUUGCCGUCUGGUCGUUUUUGAAAAGGACAUGUUGCUGCACUUAUUUUGUGUAAAUUAUAAUUAGAUUUGUCCUUAUUAGAUGUUCACAGGUGUAACAGUGUCUUGUCUUGCCUCUUCAUCUUGUACUUGGACUCCAUGUGCUGAGAAAAGCCUUUGUCAACCUCAAAAAUUUGUUUAGUGUCUUGUGCUUAGUAGACAACAACAUUGGUCUUUUCCUCUAAAUGUUAUCUUAUCUCAUUUAUUAUGUGAAUAUGAUUUAUGCAGGGACUAUGUAAUCUAACUCUUUUUGUACUUGAGAGAAGAAGCUGAAGUACAUUUGUUCAUCAUUUGGUUUUAUAGUAUUAAUAACUGCCAAACUCCAGAGCUUUAAGAUGUAUGACUCUCAAGUUUUGAAAUCUAAAUACAACCCAUUUCUCAGACGUUCGCAUUCUGGAAAGAAAUUUCAGGGCACAGUUACCAUGUCAGAGGGCAGAGAAACUUGCGAAGAAUCUACGAGUGGUGAAUCUUUUCCAUAUAGAUUUCAACUUGAAGAGGAUGUAAAAAGAUUGCAACUGCAACUCCAACAAGAAAUAGAUUUGCAUACAUUUCUAGAGAGUGUCAUGGAGAAAGAUCCUUGGGAGCUAUCUUAUUCUUCUAGUGUUCCACAUCCUGCUCAGGAACUUCUCUCCAAUAUAGUGACGCUAGAGACUGCAGUCACUAAGCUCGAGCAAGAAAUGAUGUCACUGAAUUUCCAACUUAGCCAAGAGAGAAACGAGAGGAGACUCGCGGAAUACCAGUUGACACAUUCGGCUUCUCCACUAAAUUCUUCUUCUUCCCUAAGAUAUUUGAAUCAGUCAGAUUCUGAAUUACAUCAAUCAGCAGAAGACAGUCCAUCUCAAGACCAAAUAGUCCAUUACCAAGAAUCUUCAUCUGAAUCAUCUCCAGCAGAGUCAACUGUUGAGCAAACACUGGACCCAAGUAAUGACUUUCUUGAAAAGAGGCUAAUGAGAAAGACAAAUGCGAGGAAGCUACCUCGAGGAAUGCCACCUAAGUACCUGUGGGAUCAACCUAAUCUAUUAUCUGAAGAAAUGGUGAGAUGUAUGAAGAAUAUCUUCAUGUCUCUUGCUGAUCCAACAGCAACUUCAAAAGCUUCCUCAAACGAAAGCCACCUCUCACCAGUAUCACCUCGCGGGCAUCUAUCAAGCUCAGCAUCCUGGUGGCCUUCAACAGAACGGUCAAUGAUCUCCUCAUGGGUGCAAAGCCCACAAAUAGAUAUCCAAAAUAACGCCAAUGUUUUGGCCACAGGAGAUGUCUUUGAUCCUUAUAGAGUUCGUGGGAAGUUAAGCUGGGCGGAGAUUGGGAACUACAGUUUGGCAUCCGAGGUUUCUUGGAUGUCUGUAGGGAAGAAACAGCUGGAGUAUGCUUCCGGGGCAUUGAAGAAGUUCAGGACACUGGUUGAGCAAUUGGCUAGAGUAAAUCCUAUUCAUUUAAGCUGCAACGAGAAGCUUGCUUUCUGGAUUAACCUUUAUAACGCGUUGAUAAUGCAUGCUUAUUUGGCUUAUGGCGUCCCAAAAAGCGACCUGAAGCUUUUCUCGUUGAUGCAAAAGGCAGCCUAUACAGUUGGAGGGCACUCAUAUACUGCGGCGACAAUGGAAUAUGUGAUACUGAAGAUGAAACCGCCUAUGCACAGGCCACAAAUUGCUUUGCUUCUUGCCAUCCACAAGAUGAAAGUAUCAGAAGAACAGCGCAGGGCAAGCAUUGAUACACAUGAACCUCUUCUCGGCUUUGCUCUAAGCUGUGGAAUGUACUCUUCACCUGCGGUGAGGAUCUACUCUGCGAAAGGAGUGAAGGAAGAGAUGCUAGAAGCACAAAGGGACUUCAUACAAGCAUCGGUAGGGCUGAGCAGCAAAGGGAAGCUCUUACUACCCAAAAUGCUCCAUUGUUAUGCCAAGAGUUUGGUGGAGGAUUCGAACUUGGGGGUCUGGAUAUCAAGGUACCUUCCUCCACAUCAAGCUGCUUUUGUGGAGCAAUGCAUCUCUCAGAGAAGACAAAGCCUUCUCGCUUCACGGAACUGCGGAAUACUCCCCUUCGAUUCUCGUUUCAGAUACCUGUUUCUCCCCGACGACAACACCUCGUUGUAAUAACAGUUCAAAGACUCUCUUCUGUUGUAAAAAAAGCUUUAACCGACCUCAUAAGAACGAACAGUGAGAGGAGGCUGUUUCAUGAUCAUGGUUACUACUAUUAUUCCAACAUAGCUUUUGGCUUAUAGUGUACAUGUUAUUCAGGAUAUGCAUAUUAAUUCUGAGAAGUCUCAAUAUGUUGUGUUUCAACUUUCUUUCAGAAAGACAUAAAUGGAAGAGUUGAGACUAGUCAUCUAUUUAAGUGCGAG